AUGGAGUCCCGAGUUGGAAAAUGGGAUCUUUCGAGACGAAAACAAGACGAGCGUUACGCGUUCCAGAACCGCGCUGCCAGGCAGACGAAAACAGACUCAGCUCGAAUGCGGCUUGCAAAAACCACAACACCUGACGUCGGCGGCUCAGCGGCUCAGUGGCUCAGUGGUUCGGCGGUUCGGCGGCUCAGCGUCGACUGCGACUGCGACGGCAGCGGCGACUGCAGCGUUUUGUGGGCGAAUGCUGUUAUUUUCAAAAUGACCAAUGCAGUUUGCGAGUCCUACAACAAAUCCUGGAUCGAAUUCGGGGUUUGUCGACUGAGAGCCGUGAGCCGGAAUAAAGUCUGCCUUAAUGUCGAUGCCAAUUUGCUUCAGCCGGUUCACGAUGUUACAGUCAAGGCCCAAUUGAUGAAAAAGGCCAAUGGAUAUAAGCCGUGGCUCUACAGUGUCAAUUUCGAUGGCUGCCAGUUUAUAAGGCGGAGAAAUAAUGCCCUAAUUCGCCUCGUUUGGGACCUUUUCAAGGAGUACUCAACCAUCAAUCACUCCUGUCCCUAUGUGGGUCUUCAACAAGUUAAAAACUUUUAUCUGAGAUCCGAGAAGCUUCCCACAGCCAUUCCAACUGGCGAAUAUCUGUUGAUGAUUGACUGGGUGAUUAACAAGAAGCCACAAGCUGCCACAAAUGUGUACUUUACCUUCGUGGAGAAUCUAAGAGAUAGUUAAAAAUUUGAUAACAUUUUGAACAUUAAAAAAGUUUCACCUGAAAUAAUAAAACUCAGAUAUUUUAGCAAAUCGGGACGGUCUAAUAUAUAUUGUUCGAUUCCAUCAGACAUUUGCACGAAAAAUUGAUUUCAUCUCUGGCAUACAAAUGCGAUUAUUAAAUCUUUGUUUCUGAGACCACCAAGAGAAUUUCCGCAGCCAGUGAAAUAUCGCAAUAGUAAUUUAAAACAAACAAUACAAAAAUAAUUACCAAUUAAGCC
Drosophila suzukii is the source of this 974-nucleotide messenger RNA. RefSeq lists its product as uncharacterized. The record is from RefSeq and is a predicted model, not a curated record. Lineage: Eukaryota; Metazoa; Arthropoda; Insecta; Diptera; Drosophilidae.